CCUACAAGUUAGUCAUGUCUCUAAACACUAUCACUGUGGUCAGGAGUGUCAUGUACAGACUGAAAGUAUUUUCUGUCCAAAGCUCCUCCUCCUGUCAGUCUCUCUCAGUUUCAGUGUUGUAUUAAAUUGCUCGUCCAGCACCUCCUCUCCUCAUCCUCCAAAGCCUCUAAUCUGUCAGCAGUGAGCUCACUUUCCAAGUUACAAGGCCAUUCUCAGCACACACUGACAACAUGCUGGGGACCCUCUGCUCUCUCAUCACUGCUCUAACAUAUGUUGAUGCAGUGAUCGUGCUGACCCAGACGCCUGCUGUCCACACAGUUUCUCCAGGACAAGAGGUUGUUCUCAACUGCAACAUUCAGAGAUAUGAUGGCUACUAUGUCAGUUGGUAUAAACAUGUUCCUGGUGAAGCUUCUCAGUAUGUCCUGAGGUUUUACUACAGCCACAGUUCACCAGAUAACUAUGGAUCAGGAUUCUCCUCAGACCGAUUCAACUCUAAAGCCACAUCAAGCAUACAUUACCAGUUCAUCAUAAAGCAGGCAGAAGCAGGAGACUCUGCUGUUUAUUACUGUCUAACAUGGGACAACUCUGCUAAGGAGUGGGUAUUCGGACAAGGCACCAAGCUGAUUGUGACAAGCUCCAGCCUCCCUGCUCCUGUCCUGACGGUCUUGCCUCCGUCCAGAGCUGAGCUCCAGUCCAACAAAGCCUCUCUGGUCUGUCUGUCCAGUUUGCCCAGUGGCUCUAAAGGUUUUGCAGAUGUGAGCUGGUUGGCUGCUGGGAGUCCAGUGAGCAGUGGGAUCUCUACCAGCACGCCUGUUCAGAAAGCAGACCACACUUUCCAAAUCAGCAGCUAUCUGGACAUCCAGGCAUCAGACUGGAACAUGAAUAAGGUUUACACAUGUAAAGUGUCUUUGGGCUCCAAAACUUCAGAGAAAACCAUCAACAAGUCAGGCUGUCCCACUGCAGAACAGUAGAGGAGCAGAAUGACCAUUUCAGAUGUGCUUCUUUACUGUUUGUGCUGUUUGCUCAUCACAAGGUUUCCAUGUUAGAAAAGAUGUGUCUGCAUGCUUGUAAUAAAUGUAGUGACAGUUAGGUGGAGGUGUUGUAUCAGCUUUGCAACUGCUGCCUUUUUCAAGACUCAUUCAAUAAAAAACAUUCUG
Molecule: messenger RNA, 1157 nt
Organism: Scatophagus argus
Lineage: Eukaryota; Metazoa; Chordata; Actinopteri; Scatophagidae
Product: immunoglobulin lambda-1 light chain-like
Exons: 4
Coding region: 231-971 (246 amino acids)
Source: RefSeq, a predicted model, not a curated record